Messenger RNA from Drosophila innubila, 1748 nucleotides. RefSeq names its product cytochrome P450 315a1, mitochondrial (gene sad). The transcript is spliced from 6 exons. NCBI's taxonomy places the organism in Eukaryota, Metazoa, Arthropoda, Insecta, Diptera, Drosophilidae. Bases 127 to 1668 code for a protein of 513 amino acids. Gene Ontology annotation, molecular function: monooxygenase activity; iron ion binding; oxidoreductase activity, acting on paired donors, with incorporation or reduction of molecular oxygen. The record is from RefSeq and is a predicted model, not a curated record.
GCAGCAUGUCGAAUCAGUUCUGUGUUGGCCUUGCCCUUGUCGGGUAUCGGAAGGUAAUCGUGCCUCCUGCUAAGUGACUAGAUAUCUGAGUGUCCCUCGCAUAUCGGUAUUCUUGUUUAACUGGAGAUGAAGAGGCACCUGGGCCGCGGCGGCCUGCUGAGCUGGGCGCUGCAGCUGCUGAAGACGCUGCUGUUGCGCAUCAUGUCGCAGUUUAAAGCCGAGUGCCGAAUGAAAGGCAACUAUCCAUGGCAAAGCUUGCAGAUUGUGCCCAAAUAUGUGCCCAUACCUCGCGUCAAGGGAUUGCCCAUCGUUGGCACACUGUUCGAUUUAAUAGCUGCCGGCGGAGCACCACAAUUGCAUAAAUAUGUGGAUGCCCGACAUCGUCAGUAUGGAGGCAUCUUUCGUGAACGCUUGGGUGGCACACAGGAUGCAGUGUUUGUAUCAUCGGCCAAUCUGAUGCGCAGCAUCUUUCUCCAAGAGGGUCAUUAUCCGCAGCAUCCGCUGCCGGACGCCUGGACAUUCUACAAUAAACGACAUGCCUGCCAACGUGGACUCUUCUUUAUGGAGGGCGCGGAGUGGUUGCACAAUAGGCGUAUACUUAAUCGGCUGCUGCUCAAUGGUAAUUUGAAUUGGAUGGACGUCCAUAUUGAGAGCUGUACGCGACAUUUGGUGGACAAAUGGCUGGCAGAGACAGACGAGGCACAACGAAAUGGAAAGCACUACGAGCUGCCCGAAUUGGAGCAGCAAUUGUAUCGUUGGUCUAUCGAAGUGCUCUGUGGCAUCAUGUUUGGAUCUAGGGCCUUGGCCUGUCCCAAAAUGCAAUCCGCUCUCGAUCAGUUCACUCAGAUCGUUCACAAGGUCUUUCAGCAUAGCUCUAGAUUGAUGAACUUUCCGCCGAAAAUGGCGCAGUUGCUAGGCCUACGAAUUUGGCGGGACUUCGAGGAGAAUGUCAGCGAGGUGCUACAACAAGGCGCGGCAAUCAUAGAGCUCUGCAUCAAUAAACAGCAAGAGGACAUGAUCAUGAAAUCGGAAACCGAGCGGGAGGAGGCACUUUAUCACAGACUACAGGCUGCUGCGGUGCCCAGUGAGAUGAUCAGGCGCAUUUUUCUGGAUCUGGUCAUAGCAGCAGGUGACACGACCGCCUUCAGUAGUCAGUGGGCGAUGUAUGUCCUGUCCAAAGAUCCUGUGCUCCAGCAACGCAUCUCGAAGGAACGUGCCGCGUCCGAGUCGCAGCUCCUGCAUGGUCUGAUCAAGGAAACACUUCGCCUUUAUCCAGUUGCCCCAUUCGUUGGACGCUACUUGCCACAAGAUGCACAAAUCGGGGGUUAUCAUAUCGAGAAAAAGACCUUGGUGCUAAUCUCUCUGUACACAUCUGGACGUGAUCCAGCACAUUUUGAGCAACCACUGAGAGUUUGGCCCGAGCGUUGGUUUCUUAGCGAGUCGGAGCAAGUACAUCUGGCCCAUGGCAGUCUGCCUUUCGCCAUUGGCCAGCGUUCCUGCAUCGGUCGGCGAGUGGCACUCAAGCAGCUCCAUUCCCUGCUGGGUAAAUGCGCAACCCAAUUCAGGAUGAAGUGCCUCAAUGAGAAGCCCGUGGACUGUGUGCUCCGCAUGGUCACCGUUCCGGAUCAAACUCUCCGAUUGGCUCUUACACUCAACCAGUCUAAUUAACAAACCUUUUGCAGAUCAUUAUUGUCCCUUAAAGAAAUGUGAUCUUAUUCUAUUCUUAUAGCCUCUGAACACUUCAAAAA